AAAGCUGCCCUCCAUCCAACCUCGAAGAAUGAACGCGCCUAUUUGAUGAACGUAAUUACAGCGUGCGUCCUCUCCAUGGUUUGCCUUUUAGUCACUCAUAUCAUUUGCAAAUUAGAAGCGUAUUAAUGUGGCUACUAGACCCACAUUAUGUGGGACGAGUUGUGGUGGAGUAUUUUACAUCUUGUAGGUCUGUAUGGAAUCUGACUUCAGUGCGUAAAAAUAUGUCUGGACCAGAAUAAACCGUUAAAACGCAUCAGAAAAUGCUGCUUUCCCAUUAACAUCUCGUUACAUUCUGUGCUAACAAUGAGCCUUCAUGUGUUUCUGACAGUGUUGUCAGCUGAGCUUUAAUAGAUUAAACAGUCCCAUUCAGAGGCCACCGGGUUUGCGUGGCCUGCUGUGCCAUAAUGCGCGGCACAAGCCCUCCAAUGACUGCUAAAUACUGAGUGUUUUCUGUCAAUAUUAGCGGGACUACUUCAGGGGGAAGUUUAUAAUUGGACACGUGUUUUUCCCCUGCUUUUUGUCGUUUGGAGAUCAACUGAUUCCUUUGUAAUUCGUUUUUAAAGCAAUGAACGAUCCACAAGGAGGGGUAAAGUGUUCUUAAGAGCUCCCUUUCAGCCUUUAGAAUAGACCAGAGCAACCCGCCGAGAAACAUGGAGGCCCUGGAAGUAUUUAAUCCAGGAGCUGUGUGCACGGGGCUGUCACACAGCAGAGGUCCAGGCACAUGCAGGUAGGCAGUUAGUUGUCAGGGAGUGGAAAAGAAACUGUUUGGAAAAUAUGGAGGACAUGCUUUUUGACUUUGACCAGGAUGGGAACACUGAUUUUGCAUUCUGGGGACAAAUGGACCAAAACUUCCAGUUCCAGACCCAGCUGGACACCUUCCUGCUGGACUACACCACAGCCACGGGCCAGCUGUCGCCCUGGUCCUCCCUGGGCAGUCAGUCCAUGUUCCCGGACUCACAGCUGACCUUCACCGACCUCGACGUGCAGUCUCCCGGGGGGGACGUGUCCGCUGAAGGGGAAGGCUCCUCCAUGGAUGAUCCCCUGGAGGUGUCCAAGCGCAGGGCGCGCCGCCUGGUGUCCCAUCAGCCCUACAAGGUGCAGCGACACGCCGCCAACAUCCGGGAGAGGAAGAGGAUGCUGAGCAUCAAUUCCGCCUUCGAGGAGCUGCGCUGCCACGUGCCGACGUUUCCCUACGAGAAGCGGCUGUCGAAGAUCGACACCCUGAGGCUGGCUAUAGCCUACAUCGCCCUGCUGAGGGAGAUCCUCAUGUCCGGCUGCGACCCCAAAGCCUAUGUGGACGAGUGCAUGAAGAAUGGCUACAAGAACCAGACCAACGCCAUCUGGAACACAAGUGAUCUGACAGCCCGCCUCUCUUGGAUAAAGUGGGAUUAACUGAGGAGCAUGGGGCUCCCCGAGAGUGGAGAUGACAGCAGGGAGGAGGCUCAGGUUUGUUCCUCUCUACAUGUCAAAGACAGGCGGCCGGCCUGCAUCUGCAGACUUCUCAUCGGGUCACACACCUCAGGCUUUCUCAACCUCACCCACUCCUUGGCUUUUAAUAUUCUAAUUUAUUGUUGACUGGUAAUUGAGAGCCAUUGUUUCUGGGGCUGGGGAGGGAAAGAGGGUUGGCAUUGUGUGCCCAAAUGGAUGCCACUUGUCGCGGACAGAGAGAGGGCCACGCUGGCAUGAGACUGAAUGGACUUUCCUAAGGGCUCAUACUUCUGCAUGUAGCGCUCAAGUGUUUUCUGCACUCUCGCUCAUUAGUGUGCGAGUCGAUGUGUUAAAAAGAGCCUUGAUCAUGUAAAUGAGACAAUGGGCGUGAGAAGCAGAUCAGUGCAAUGUGUUUUAGCAUGUCAGCUGCUGUUUCCAAACACGGCCAUAAGGCUGAUAGUGUUUGUUUUAUGUAUCAUCUGUUCUAUUUAUUUAUUUAUCUAUUUAUGUAUUCUUAUUUAUGGGGUAUUUAUGACAAUAUGCUUUUGGGGACUUGUUUUUCAAGAAACUUUUAUUGUUACUUUGAUUAUUUAUUGUUGUAUUUAUUGUGAUUUACUGUAUAUUUAAAGUGACUUCAUGCUAUGUGAAAGUGCCAUUUUCCAUUCACCCUCCUGUUAUGUUGGUUUCUCAGGAACAGCAGUAAUGUCAGUGGGUCAAUUUGACCUUAGGCAUGUUUAAUUAUCCAAAAGUGUCAGAAACUAAAAAAUCCCAAUAAACAUUGUUUAUAUUUCAUCAAUAACUCCACUACUAACCAUUUCAAUCAAUAUUUAGUGCAAUGGUGUUCUUUACCUCUCACAGAUCAGGUUCAAUGAGGAUAAUUCACUGUUUUGUUUUGUUUUGUUUUUAAAUGCAUGUUUAAAAUUUUUUGUAUGUACAUUGGAAAGACCUACAUAUAAAAUACAAUGUUUUCACAUCAGGUUGAUUUUUUAAUUUUGAAAUGGGUCUAUUUGACCCGCAACAUAGCAGGAGGGUUAAUUGAUCACCACAGCUUUCUGUAAUAGUUUUAUGUAUUUUUACAGGAUCAUAAAGCGUCCUAUAUCUAUCUUCCCCAGUUUUUUUUUUCAGUUUUGGUCCUCAAGAUCUUUAAUCUGUUCCAGGGGUCAGCGAAGCAGCUCACCUCUCCUGGGUCAUCCUGAUAUCUUUUCCUGUUAGAUUUAUAAAUGACUCCAAAUCACGCUGGAUAUUUCUGUUCAUACCAGAGGACCAGGUUUAACCAAUUUCCUAUCACACACACCCCAUAAAUGAAGUCAACACUUGAGGACAGUGACUCCAGGUGGAGCGCUGUGCUCCCCACAUGACCUGAGUGAGUGAAGAGUGUUACAGGUGUCGUUCCUCACAGUGAGCUUUGUUCCUAGAAUUAAACUGCUGCUGUGGCUAACAGCAUGAUGGAUGGACUGCUGGUAUGAGUGUAGCCAGCUGCCAAAGUCGCUGUUGAACAGGACAAAGGAUUUCCACGUGAGACUGAGAAAGUAUUAAUUAUUAAAAAGUUGAAAAUGUGUGACAAAAAGUCAUAAUUAUGAGAUAAAGAUUUGAAAAAUGUGAGAUGAAUCCUUAUUAUGAGAUAAAAAUGUCAUAAUUAUGAGUAAAAAAGGUCAACUA
Molecule: messenger RNA, 3087 nt
Organism: Centropristis striata (black sea bass)
Lineage: Eukaryota; Metazoa; Chordata; Actinopteri; Perciformes; Serranidae
Product: pancreas transcription factor 1 subunit alpha
Exons: 2
Coding region: 775-1392 (205 amino acids)
Biological process (GO): regulation of transcription by RNA polymerase II; developmental process
Molecular function (GO): RNA polymerase II transcription regulatory region sequence-specific DNA binding; DNA-binding transcription factor activity, RNA polymerase II-specific; protein dimerization activity
Source: RefSeq, a predicted model, not a curated record